GAUGUCAGCGGCGGGCGGGCGCUCAGCCAUGGUGUGAGGGCAGGGACUGAGCCGGCCCGGCCCGGCCCGGCUCGGCGGCGGCAGCAGCACCAUGUCGGGCCCGAGCGCCGUGUCGGACCCGCAGCACCCGGCGCGGCUGCUGCGGGCGCUCAGCUCGUUCCGGGAGGAGACGCGCUUCUGCGACGCGCACCUGGUGCUGGAAGGCGAGGAGAUCCCGGUGCAGAAGAACAUCCUGGCGGCCGCCAGCCCCUACAUCAGAACGAAAUUGAAUUACAAUCCUCCAAAGGAUGAUGGCUCAACAUACAAGAUUGAGCUUGAAGGGAUAUCUGUUGAUAUCAUGAAAGAGAUACUAGACUACAUCUUCAGUGGGCAGAUCAGGCUAAAUGAAGAAACUAUCCAAGAUGUGGUACAGGCAGCUGAUCUCCUGCUGCUUACAGACUUAAAAACUCUCUGCUGUGAGUUUUUAGAAGGUUGCAUAGCUGCUGAGAACUGUAUUGGUAUUCGGGACUUUGCACUGCACUAUUGUUUGCAUCAUGUUCACUACCUUGCCUCAGAGUAUCUGGAAACUCACUUUCGAGAUGUCAGCAGCACAGAGGAAUUCUUGGAACUGACUCCUCAAAAACUGAAAGAAGUGCUGUCGAUGGAAAAGCUCAAUGUUGGAAACGAAAGAUACGUCUUUGAAGCGGUGAUUAGGUGGAUUUCUCAUGAUUCAGAAUCCAGAAAGGUCCACAUGAAGGAUGUCAUGUCAGCAGUGUGGGUGUCGGGUCUGGACGCAGCCUACCUGCGCGAGCAGAUGAUGAGCGAGCCGCUGGUGCGCGAGAUCGUCAAGGAGUGCAACAACAUCCCCCUGACGCCCCCGCAGCAGGGGGAGGCCAUGCUGGCCUCCUUCAAGCCCCGGGGCUACUCCGAGUGCAUCGUGACUGUUGGCGGGGAGGAGAGAGUAUCACGGAAACCAACCUCAGUGAUGCGGUGUAUGUGUCCUCUUUAUGAUCCCAAUAGACAGCUCUGGAUUGAACUUGCUCCUAUGAGUAUUCCAAGGAUCAAUCAUGGAGUAUUGUCAGCAGAAGGAUUUUUAUUUGUGCUUGGUGGUCAGGAUGAAAACAAGGGAACGCUAAGCUCUGGAGAGAAAUAUGAUCCAGACACCAAUUCAUGGAGUUCCUUACCACCAAUGCAUGAGGCACGACAUAAUUUUGGUGUGGUGGAGAUUGAUGGGAUUCUGUAUAUUCUGGGAGGUGAGGAUGGUGAAAGAGAGCUGAUCUCUAUGGAGAGCUAUGAUAUUUAUAGCCGGACCUGGACCAAGCAGCCAGACUUGACCAUGGUUAGAAAGAUUGGCUGCUAUGCAGCUAUGAAGAAGAAAAUCUAUGCAAUGGGUGGAGGCUCCUAUGGAAAACUCUUUGAAUCUGUGGAGUGUUACGACCCCAGGACUCAGCAGUGGACAGCAAUCUGUCCUCUCAAAGAGAGGAGAUUUGGGGCAGUGGCCUGUGGAGUUGCCUCUGAGCUUUAUGUAUUUGGUGGGGUCAGGAGUCGUGAUGACAGCCAAGCCAGUGAGAUGGUGACGUGCAAAUCAGAAUUUUACCAUGAUGAGUUUAAAAGGUGGAUUUAUCUAAAUGACCAGAACCUCUGUAUCCCAACUAGCUCUUCUUUCGUGUAUGGAGCUGUGCCCAUCGGAGCCAGCAUAUACGUGAUUGGAGAUCUUGAUACAGGUACAAACUAUGACUAUGUUCGGGAAUUCAAGAGAAGCACGGGCACCUGGCAGCGCACGAAGCCGCUGUUCCCGUCGGACCUGCGGCGGACGGGCUGCGCGGCGCUGCGCAUCGCCAACUGCAAACUCUUCCGCCUGCAGCUGCAGCAGGGGCUGUUCCGCAUCCGCGUACCUUCCCCGUGACCCCUGCGCCGCCAGGGGAGGAGACUGGAAGAGUUCUGCGCAGUGCACCAUAAUCUAGCUCUAUUUAAAGGAAAAGCUGAGAAAUUACAGCUGAAAACUUACACUGUA
This is a messenger RNA of Oenanthe melanoleuca, 1993 nucleotides long. RefSeq names its product gigaxonin (gene GAN). Bases 92 to 1885 code for a protein of 597 amino acids. Gene Ontology annotation, molecular function: protein binding. The record is from RefSeq and is a predicted model, not a curated record. Gene Ontology annotation, biological process: cytoskeleton organization. NCBI's taxonomy places the organism in Eukaryota, Metazoa, Chordata, Aves, Passeriformes, Muscicapidae. The transcript is spliced from 11 exons.